Molecule: messenger RNA, 1828 nt
Organism: Sphaeramia orbicularis (orbiculate cardinalfish)
Lineage: Eukaryota; Metazoa; Chordata; Actinopteri; Kurtiformes; Apogonidae
Product: solute carrier family 43 member 3-like
Exons: 13
Coding region: 184-1650 (488 amino acids)
Source: RefSeq, a predicted model, not a curated record
GAAAAAUAAAGAAGAGCUGUCCUACAUAAAGGAGGACGGAGAUGCAGUGGUUUGUGAGAGCACUGGAGAGAUCCACUGAGAAUAAGAAUUGCGUACUCAAGACUCAGUCACAUUUUUAAGGUGAAGUGACAGAAUCCAUCUUUGUGAGUCUUAACUGUGAAUCGUCUGUGCCUGUGCAGGAUCAUGGCAUAUUUGGAGAAAUGUUUGCCAGUGCAUCGCUGGCUCACCUUUGUUACUGGUCUGGUGGAGUGUCUAUGUUUCACUGGAGCUGUGUUUGGAUGGGCAUCGCUUGUUUUUGUCCUCAGGGUAGAGGGAUACUUGAACUGGAUGUGUGUCAACAUCACAGAAAUCAACAUCACAGAUGUCAACAUCACAGAUGUCAAUGUAACGCAGGUCGUAGAUUGUGGUGAACAGGAUGAGUGGUUUUCACUCAUUUUCACCAUUGCUUCUUUCAUACAAAGUUUUCUGACCUUCUCCAAUGGUUUUGUGCUUGACCAGUUUGGCACUACAGUGGCUCGGCUCGGUGGAAUAAUUCUCUACACCACGGGUACUUUGAUGAUAGCCUUCUCAACACCUGCCCUGUAUGUCCUGCUCUACCCGGCUCUUACAUUCAUAGCAGUGGGUGGUUCGAUGUUCCUGAUCACUAACAUGCAGGUUGGGAACUUGUUUCGUUCACGUCGGUCCACUGUCAUCACUCUCUACAGUGGGGCUUAUGGCUCCUCAGCUGUACUCUUCCUCAUAAUCAAGCUGUUGCAUGAGGCUGGCAUCUCCCUCUAUGCCUCCUUCCUCUUCUUAUCCGCCUGCAGUGUCAUUCACCUGCUUAGAACUUUGUUCCUGAUGCCCAGAACCUUAAUUCCUUACCCACUGCCUGAACACUACACAUAUGGGAUAAUCUGUGGUGAAUCAAACAGUGCAAGUGCUGGGCAGACAGAGGGGACCAGUAACAGGAACAACAUUGUGAACCAAGAGAAGAGUUUCCGUGAGUGUUUGCUGUCCAGGUUGUCUUUUGGUGCCAUGGUCUGGUUGUCAGUGAUGCAACUCAGAAAUUACCUGUUUGUUGGCACCCUCAAUCCCAUGCUGCAGAGACUGACUGCUGGAGACCAUUCACUGGUCAGUCACUACACCACUGUGUUUGCUCUCACUCAGCUGUGUGGGGUGCUGUGUUCUCCCUGGAAUGGUUUCAUCAUGGACAGACACAAAGGCAAACCUCGGGCUGCAGGAGAGAGUGAACGUGACGCCGAUCUCCGGGCUUCAGUGCUUUCUCUUUUCUUGACGCCUCUGCUCUGUAUAUUAUUCUCAAUUUGCGCCACCAUCCCCAUCCUGCCUCUUCAGUACUUGAGCUUCGUCCUACAGGUGAUCAACCGCUCCUUUCUCUACAGUGGCCAGGCAGCCUUCAUCAGUAUGGCUUUCCCAUCAUGCCACUUUGGGAAGUUGUACGGCUUGCUUCAGGCUGUGGCUGCACUGUUUUCUCUGCUGCAAUAUCCCUGCUUUAUCCUUGUGGAAAAUGUCCUUGAUGGAGACCCUUUAUAUGUGAACAUUGCCCUGACACUGCUCACCUUACUCGCGUUCAUCCAUCCAUUCUCUGUCUACCUGCAUUGUCGUAGUCUUGCUUCACAAAAAACCAACCAACCAACAAAUUCCCAUUUGUGAAACGAAACAAAAUGUUUUUAAAAAUCCAGUAUCAAGGGCUUGCGCUGAAUCGCAUAGUUGUUUGGGGGGGGGGGGCAUAAAACAGCAUGUAUUGCCUUUCAGUGAUAUUCCAGACUGGAAGUACUCCGGUGAUAAAAAUAAUUGCACAUCAGUGCUUCCAAACAACUGUGUCCUUCUC